CGCACAAGAUACCCACCAGAUAUGCCCUGUGUGCAAGCGCAGUAUAGUCCUUCACCGCCUGGUUCAAAUUAUGCAGCUCAGACCUAUGCGUAUGGCUCGGAGUACAGCUCGGAGAUCAUGAAUCCUGACUAUACCAAGCUGACCAUGGACCUGAGCAGUACUGAAAUCACUGCCACAGCCACCACCUCCCUUCCCAGCUUCAGCACCUUUAUGGAGGGUUACUCUGGCAGCUAUGAGCUCAAGCCUUCCUGCAUCUACCAAAUGCAAACUGCCUCCUCUGGCCAGAGGCCUCUCAUAAAGAUGGAAGACACCCGCCUCUCCCCGUACCAGCCCUCACUGCCACCCUCCACGGAUGAGGGGAUGCCCAGCACUUCCAUGUACUUCAAGCAAUCUCCACCCUCCACGCCUACCACGCCCGGCUUCCCCUCUCACCAGAGCCUGUGGGAUGAGCCCCCAUUGCAGCCAACACAGACCUGCCUGCCACCUGGCCACCUGAUGGACACUGCCCCUAUGAAGACCGUGCCUCCACGCUUCCCCCUUUUCCACUUCAAGCACUCACCCCCCCACACACCGGCCGCAGCUGCCCACAUGUGCUAUGACCCUGCCUCCCUGAGCCUGCCCCUGGGCUCUGACAGACCUGCCACCAGCCAGGCACCCAUGGAGAGCCAUUCCUAUGGGCUUCACCUGGCCAAGAGACCAGCCACCUUAGCCUUCUCACCACUCGGCCUCAAUGCAGCCACCUCCAGCCUGAUGGGCGAGAGCAGUGGUGGUGGCAGCAGUGGCCUCCCAUCUCCACCCAGCAGGAGCUCCUCAUCUGGGGAAGGUACCUGUGCUGUCUGUGGAGAUAAUGCUGCCUGCCAGCACUAUGGAGUACGGACAUGCGAGGGCUGCAAGGGCUUUUUCAAGAGAACAGUUCAGAAAAAUGCAAAAUAUGUUUGUCUGGCAAAUAAAAACUGUCCAGUGGAUAAGAGACGUCGUAACAGAUGCCAAUACUGCCGGUUUCAGAAGUGUCUCAGCGUCGGCAUGGUUAAAGAAGUUGUCCGUACCGACAGCCUGAAAGGGAGAAGAGGGCGGCUGCCUUCCAAACCAAAGAGCCCCUUACAGCAAGAACCCUCUCAGCCCUCCCCACCUUCUCCUCCCAUCAGUAUGAUGAACGCCCUCGUUCGAGCUUUAACUGACUCCACGCCCAGGGAGCUUGACUAUUCAAGAUACUGUUCCACCGAUCAGGCUGCUGCAGGCACAGAUGCAGAACAUGUACAACAGUUCUACAAUCUUCUGACUGCCUCCAUUGACAUAACUAGAGGCUGGGCAGAAAAAAUCCCAGGAUUUACUGACCUCCCAAAAGAAGAUCAGACAUUACUCAUAGAAUCAGCUUUUUUGGAGCUGUUUGUACUAAGACUCUCCAUCAGGUCUGAUACUGCUGAGGAUAAGUUUGUAUUCUGCAAUGGACUUGUGCUUCAUAGACUUCAGUGCCUUCGUGGAUUUGGGGAGUGGCUCGACUCUAUUAAAGACUUUUCCUUAAACUUAAAGAGCCUUAACCUUGAUAUCCCAGCCUUAGCAAGUUUAUCAGCUCUAACUAUGAUCACAGAACGACAUGGAUUAAAAGAACCAAAGAAAGUGGAAGAGCUAUGCAACAAGAUCACAAGCAGUUUGAAAGAUCACUUAACUUUCAGUUGCCAAAACAAAGGACAACCGCUUGAGUCUGCAGAGCCGAAGGUACUGGGUGUUCUGGCUGACCUGCGUUCUCUCUGCACACUGGGACUGCAGCGCAUCUUUUACCUGAAACUGGAAGAUUUGGUGCCAGCCCCUUCCAUUAUUGACAGGCUGUUUCUGGACACCUUACCUUUCUGAGUCAAACCACCCUCCUGAAAGGCAAACGCCCACCAGAGCAGGCAAACGGAUCGUGACUUACAGCUAACAUUUCUGCCCUCACUUAACAGAACAGCAGCUCCGAGUCUAAAAUGAGGUCUUUAAUGGCGCUUUGUCCUUACAACCUGAGGCCUGAAACUUACUGGCUUACUGGUUUGGGGUUGUGUUCUUUGUUUUCUUUUGUGUGAUUUGGGUUUUUUAAAUGGCUAAUAUGGCACUUUUGGACAAUGCUAUCCCAGCAGCAGUAAAAGGUUAACAUGACUGUUUUAAAUCUGUUGUUUAACGCCUCAUGGUAUAUGAGGAAUAAAAUUGUAGAAGCUGUGUUUGAUAACAAGAGCAGCAAAUAGUUGUUUGCCAGGGUAGUAUGUGUUUUGUGAGGAUACCUUUAGCAUACUUCCUGCAUCAAGGGCACAUACAUCAGCACAAUCUAAACGAAAAUUCACUUUUUUAGCAAAGUACCUUCAAUUGAACAUUUCAUACAAAUCAAAUAUAGCAAAAUGACAAUGGCUGUUAGCUCCCAUGUUCAAGUGCAAUUUUUUAAAGUGCUGUCUUACUAAGUCUCGUUUAUUAACUAAUUUAUUUUACUAUGAAAACAAACGGAAGAAAUCAAGUGAGAAAAUCACAUGCACUAACUUACCUGACAGAGUUUUCCAAACUUGAUUCCAUGUAGCGCGACUUACUGACAAAUGUAUGUGGAAGACACGGGAGCAAUUGUGGCUCAGUUGUUCCUUAGCUAAGGAAAUCCGAGUAAGUAGUGAUUGGAGCACGCAGGGUCAGCAUCAGGGAUCGUUCAGUCUGAGACUUUUAACAUUAAGUGACUAGCUAGUAAACGGACAGCAGAUGGUUUUCAAGAACAAGCAAGUCUUGUAAAAUAGUAUGAAUGUAAGUGCUAGGAAGGAUUUAGUGGGCUGCGUUGAAACAUUCCGUGUUCGUACUCUUUUUUGUAUGUUUAUACUGUUGAUGCCAUAUUAAUAUGAAAUAAUUUGUUGCAUAGUGUCUUUAUUUGUAUAAAUGUUUGUAUGCAUGGUAUAUCGUAACGGCUUUUGCCUGUAUUUAUUGCAACGACUGCCAGCUCAUGGGAGCCCUGUUACACACCGUAACUAAAUGGGGUGUUCACACUGACUCAGAUACACCAGUUGGGAAACUAUAUACAUAUAUAUAAUGUGUGUAUAUAUAUAUGUAUAUACCUGUAUUUGUGUGUGUGCGUGUGUGUGUGCGCGCGCGUGUCUUUUUAUUAACCAUUUGUAUAUAAAAUUAUCUGUCAAAUCACAAGCAGAGUUAUUUUGCAGGUUUAUUUGCAGUGACUUCUAAGGCAGUACUGUUUAGCACUUUGAUAUUAAAAAA
This is a messenger RNA of Indicator indicator, 3213 nucleotides long. It is a transcript of the gene NR4A3, whose product is annotated as nuclear receptor subfamily 4 group A member 3. Lineage: Eukaryota; Metazoa; Chordata; Aves; Piciformes; Indicatoridae. Bases 22 to 1851 code for a protein of 609 amino acids. Gene Ontology annotation, biological process: regulation of transcription by RNA polymerase II; cellular response to corticotropin-releasing hormone stimulus. Gene Ontology annotation, cellular component: nucleus; transcription regulator complex. Gene Ontology annotation, molecular function: nuclear receptor activity; RNA polymerase II cis-regulatory region sequence-specific DNA binding; nuclear glucocorticoid receptor binding. The record is from RefSeq and is a predicted model, not a curated record. The transcript has 7 exons.